CAAUUUUAUAGUAGGACGGUGUCGCUCGUUCUUCUUUUUCCGAUCAGCUAGUGAAGUAGACGCCGAGCCAUGGCCGGAAGGAGUCAACCUCCGUACAGGCCAAGACCCAAUUUUUCCUCUUCUUCUUCCAGAUCCUUCCAUCCUUCUCAACCUUCCCGCAACUCUCAGUCCCACCACACCAAAAAUGUCAAUUUUUCUACGCCUAAUAGUACCCAAAUUGAGAACAACGCUUCCGACAAGAAGACGAGCUCAAGCAGUUGGGAUAAAUCCAUUGAUGAAGAUAUUGAUGACAUUCAGAAUUUAGUUGGAACUUGCCCUUUCAUGUGUCCUGUUGAGGAGAGGGAAAAGCGAGAAAGGCUGCGAGACUUAGCUGUGUUUGAGAGGCUACAUGGAAAUCCUCGUCAAUCAUCACCAAGCCUUGCUGUUAAAAAGUUCUGCAGAACUAUAUCCGUAAAGACUUUGCAAGAUUCUGAUGUGAGGCCUCUCUCGGUGUUGGAAGAUACUUUGAACUAUCUGUGUAACUUGCUGGACUCUACUGAGCAUCCCUUUGAGGUGGUUCAUGACUUUAUCUUUGAUAGGAUGAGGUCCAUUAGACAAGAUCUGAGUAUGCAAAAUAUCUCUUGCAGUCGAGUGGUCUCUAUGUAUGAGAGAAUGGUUAAAUUCCAUAUAAUUUCCCAGCAUAAACUUAGAAGAUGUAGCGGUUCAAAUAUUUCUUCGCUGUCAUACCUCAACAUGGAGCAGCUAACGAAGGCAUUGGCGACUUUAUUUAAUCUUUAUGAAGCAAAUCGAACUACAGCGUCCAUCUUCGAAAAUGAAGCUGACUUUUUUUCCUUUUAUGUGCUUCUCCACCUUGAUUCCAAAACCCAAGGAACAGGGGAGACACUAUCUUUAUGGUUUCGCCGUGUUCCUUCUCACAUUAUGAAGUCGACAGAAAUGAAUUUUGCUCGGAAGAUCUUGAGAUACUUUAAAUUGGGCUUCUACAAGAAAUUUAUUCAUACAACUGAGUCCGAGGCAUCCUACUUGCAGUAUUGUAUUAUUGAACCUUCUAUCAAUGAGGUUCGAGCACUAGCUAUUUCCUGUGUGAAUUAUGGAGGAUACAAGCCUCAGCCUUUUCCCUUGGCGACUCUUUCCAAACUCCUAAUGAUGAAGGAAUGGGAUGUAGCAUCUUUCUGCAAUGACAGUGGCCUUCAAACCUCCGUCGACGAAGAAGGAAAUAGCUGCUUGCCUACCAAGCAAACAACUCUUAUCCAUCCAAAGGGAGGGCUGCACAAGUAUUAUCCUCUGGAAUCAGAACGGUUUGAGAGGUUUUCUGUUGAACUGUAAGAGCUUUGAUGGUUCAGGGAUGAAAAUUUGUCCGAAAGCAUUCAAUUUGCCGAGACGAUAAAGCUGUUAAGCUGGUUGGAUUCAUAAGAACACUGGAGCUCUAGAUCAAAUUUACUUAACAGUAAUUUUAAUGUUGCUCAAUGCCAAUUAGAUGUGUUUUAAAGUUUGUAUUAUAUGAACCGAAAAAAAUAACAAUUUGUAUUUUGCAUAUUUCUGGAAUCUAAUUGUAAAUGUUUCACCCUCACAGUUCCUCUCUUCGCGAGGCAUUAUAUCUACUUCAUAUGU
Molecule: messenger RNA, 1608 nt
Organism: Solanum stenotomum
Lineage: Eukaryota; Viridiplantae; Streptophyta; Magnoliopsida; Solanales; Solanaceae
Product: SAC3 family protein C
Exons: 9
Coding region: 70-1323 (417 amino acids)
Biological process (GO): mRNA export from nucleus
Cellular component (GO): cytoplasm; nucleus; transcription export complex 2
Source: RefSeq, a predicted model, not a curated record